AUGUUAUCUCCAAAUUCCAGAGUGACUCGUGGUCACUCAUGUGUUUUCUGCCAACAGCGCAAAGUACGAUGUGAUGGCCACCGACCGUGCUCGACAUGCCUGCGGAAUAGACAGGAAUGCGUGAGACGCACUGGAUCAAAAUCGCAGGCCCGGAAAAAUAGAGAUCUCGGAGUUGCCAGAGUCAUUGAUCCCCUAGCACGAAGACUCGAACUCUGUGAACGAGCUGUGCAGGCCCAUGGGAUAACGCUCGAUGAGCGAGGUGAGCCUGACACGAAGCCUUCUUCUCUUCGUCUUACCAAUAUAUCCUGGCCAGCUCCGGAGGGUCAUCUAAUUCAGGAGACAGCACAGUCUCGAUACGUGGAGAAUCCCCUCUGGCAAGGUCUGACCAACGAACUUGACAGUUGUAGCAGUGUUGCAGACGAAAGUGACAAUGAGAUGCUUCAGAAUGCAGACGCGGGAACACUCCUGUUACGAUCUUCAUGCCCCAAAGGAGUGCGCUCCCUCCACCCUGAAACACCACAGGUCUUCCAAUUAUGGCAGAUCUUCCUAAAUAACGUGAACCCCAUUGUCAAACUUCUACAUGCUCCUUCUACCCAGCAAUUGAUUCUAGAAGCCGCGUCUGACCUCGAUCACAUUUCUCGGCCCACGGAAGCAUUGCUUUUCAGUUUGCACUUAUGUGCGGUGGCCUCGAUGAACGACGAAACUAGCCGUCGCGUGAUGAGUGCAUCACGGUCUGACUUGAUGGCAAGAUUCUCGCGCGCUUGCGAGCAGGCAUUGAUAAAUGCUAAUUUCCUCCGAUCGACCAAUCUUUUGAUACUCCAGGCACUGACACUCUACCUGCUAGCAACCAGGCAGCGAUAUGAUGUGCAGACCAGAUGGCUCCUGACCGGAAUUGCGAGUCGCAUAGCCCGAGUCAUGGGUCUGCAUCGAGAACGUAGUUUGGCAUUACUACCCGUCUUUGAGCGAGAGAUGCGCCGCCGACUCUGGUGGCAGAUUCUGCUCAUGGAUAGUCGCGCAGCACAGCUCUGCGGAGUGGCUGUGGAUGCAUACUCCUAUCACUUUUGGGAUACCGAGCGCCCAUGCAACGUGAGUGAUAGCGAUCUGUCACCGUCGAUGCAAGAAUUACCCCGUGAUCGGCCUGGUACCACGGAGAUGCUAUUUUGCGAAAUAAGAUUUGAGAUCGGUGAUUGUAUGCGUAAGUUGACGGCUAUGGAACAUCAGCCUGUGGCGAGUACCGUGGCCCAAAGGAUGAUUGUCGAAGAGGGUGCAAUCGACGCACUCGAGAGCCGAUUGGAGGACGCAUACCUAAAGGACUGUGAUCCAUCUAUUCCAUUCCACCAAUUGGCUUUGUACCUGGCGCGAUCGUCAGUGUGCCAGAUGCGUCUGGCGACCCGACAUCCUCGGCGAUCUGCGGAUAUCUCACCAGACGAUCGGGACCGACUGUUUUCGCUUGGUCUCCAGGUACUUACGUACGAUAAUCUGACCUAUGCGAGUCGUGAUCUCCAGCCGUAUCUGUGGCAUGUGGGGAUGAGCUUCCCCUUCGAGGCGUUCAUUCUUGUGGUCACGGAGUUGUCCUCCCGCCGGGAAGGGGAGCGCGUAGACCAGGCAUGGGCCAAGGUUGAUCAGGCAUACCACGACCACGCGGACUUAAUCACAGCCUCAAAGACGAACACACUCUUCUUUGCUCUGGGGACUCUUACGCUGCGGGCGUGGGAUAUGCGCAUGGCCUGGGCUCGACGCGGCCCGAUUCUUUCCCAGCCCGUCGAGCCCCAGUCUGUCGCGCGCCUCCGGGCCCUUCGUGGGAACUCUCGGGCCCCUUCACCGACGCCAGUCCCGGUAGGUGGCCCGCUUAUGCUGCUCCCGGGACCGGGGAGCUGGAAUCCCGGGGAGUCGGACAAUGCGCUGCCGUGCUUGGAGAAUCUGGAGCCGUCGAUGGAUCUGUCGCAGAUUGAUUGGGAGUGUUGGCAGAAUUUGAUACAUGAGCAUGUCGACUUUUUCUAA
Penicillium salamii is the source of this 2001-nucleotide messenger RNA. The record is from the annotation of a GenBank genome assembly. NCBI's taxonomy places the organism in Eukaryota, Fungi, Ascomycota, Eurotiomycetes, Eurotiales, Aspergillaceae.